Cynara cardunculus var. scolymus (artichoke) is the source of this 1335-nucleotide messenger RNA. Its product is annotated as cytochrome b561 and DOMON domain-containing protein At3g25290. The transcript has 3 exons. Bases 1 to 1161 code for a protein of 386 amino acids. NCBI's taxonomy places the organism in Eukaryota, Viridiplantae, Streptophyta, Magnoliopsida, Asterales, Asteraceae. The record is from RefSeq and is a predicted model, not a curated record.
AUGGCGUCCUUCUUCUUCUUCUUCAUCACCUUCUUCGCCCUCUUAACACCACACUUUUCCGAAGCCCAACUCACCUGCACCACACAGAAAUUCACCAACAACAAACUCUAUGAUCAUUGUAAUGACUUACCUACCCUCAAUUCCUACCUCCAUUGGUCACUCGACCCUUCAGAAAACACCCUUUCCAUCGCCUUUCUAGCACCUCCGGCGACGGACGCCGGCUGGAUCUCAUGGGCCAUAAACCCCUCCGGCGAAGGGAUGGCCGGAGCACAAGCGUUACUCGCUUUUAAAGCAUCUAAUGGAUCGAUGGUUGUGAAGACGUACAAUAUAAGCUCGUAUAGUUCGAUUGUGGAAGGGAAGUUGGCGUUUGAUGUGAAGGAUAAGAGAGCGGAGUUUUCCGGUGGGUUGAUGAGGAUUUUUACGACGAUUGAGUUGCCGGAAAAGGGGAUGACGACGGUGAAUCAGGUUUGGCAGGUGGGAUCGUCGGUGACGGGAGGUGGGUUUCCGGCGAAACAUGGUUUUCAGGCGGCGAAUUUGGCGGCGAAAGGGAGGUUGGAUUUGUUAAGUGGACAGAAUACCGGUGGUGAUUCCAGAACUAAAAAGAGAAAUAUUCAUGGGAUACUGAAUGCGGUGAGUUGGGGAAUUCUAUUUCCGGUGGGAGUAAUUGUUGCUAGAUACCUUCGAACUUUCCCGUCGGCAGAUCCAACAUGGUUUUACGUUCACGCAUUUUGCCAAGUCUCGGCUUACACGAUAGGUGUUGCGGGUUGGGGAACCGGACUCAAACUCGGUGUCGAAUCAAAGGGUGUCACGUACAACGGCCAUCGGAAUAUCGGGAUCACUCUUUUUUGUCUUGCAACAAUCCAGAUUUUCGCAUUGUUCUUGAGACCAAACAAAAAGCACAAACUCCGAUUCUAUUGGAACAUCUACCACCACGGUGUCGGGUAUGCCAUUCUUGUUCUUGGCAUCCUCAACGUGUUCAAGGGUCUCGAUAUAUUAUCACCCGAAAGCAAAUGGAGAUCGACGUACGUAAUCGUGAUAUCUGCAUUGGGUGUCAUUGCUUUGUUGUUAGAAGUCAUUACAUGGAUUGUGGUCUUGAAGAAGAAGUGUGGAGGUAAGUCCACUAAACCAUAUGACAACAAGCAACAACCAUUGGCACCAUAGUUUGAGCUUCUUCAAUGGUCUUGAUGUUUGCUUUCAGUGGCAUAUAUGGUUUUAUCUUGUUCUUUUGCCUUAGAUUCUUGUAAUUUAUGCUACAUGGUAUAUUAUUUUACUUUACAAUUUGGUUGUAUUUUAUUGUUGUAUUAUGCAAUUAUAUGAAACGGGGUUUCAAGAUCA